Molecule: messenger RNA, 4086 nt
Organism: Rhinocladiella mackenziei CBS 650.93
Lineage: Eukaryota; Fungi; Ascomycota; Eurotiomycetes; Chaetothyriales; Herpotrichiellaceae
Exons: 3
Coding region: 1-4086 (1361 amino acids)
Biological process (GO): glutathione metabolic process
Cellular component (GO): cytosol
Molecular function (GO): 5-oxoprolinase (ATP-hydrolyzing) activity
Source: RefSeq, a predicted model, not a curated record
AUGGGAGACGCUGGAGGCGAGAACAGAGGCAUCCGCAUCGCCAUAGAUCGCGGCGGUACUUUCACUGACUGUGUCGGAAACCCUGGGACAGGUCGUAUGGAAGACGAUAUAAUCAUUAAACUGCUCUCGGAAGACCCAUCAAACUACGACGAUGCUCCUCUUGAAGGGAUCCGACGACUUAUGUCAAAAUUUACGGGCCGUGAAAUCCCUAGAGGCGAGCCCUUGGACACAUCCAAGAUAGAGAGUAUCAGGAUGGGUACGACCGUAGCCACCAACGCCUUACUAGAACGAAAGGGUGAGAAAAUGGCCAUGGUUGUCACGCGCGGAUUUAAAGAUUGUCUGGAAAUCGGGAACCAGUCUCGCCCCAAGAUCUUCGACCUCGCCAUUCGAAGACCCGAUGUCCUGUAUCAGAAAGUCGUUGAAGUAGAUGAACGAGUGACUCUCGAAGACUACGCAGAAGACCCGACCCGGCAUCAGACAAAGGUUAAUGCCUCGCAUGAACAGUACCGAGAGAACGAUCUUGUUCAAGGUCUUUCGGGGGAAGCUGUCCGGAUUCUGAAACGGCCUGAAGAAGAUAAAAUUAGGGAACAACUCAAGGGGCUUUACGACAAGGGUUUCCGAAGCAUUGCCGUAUGUUUGAUGCAUGGCUAUACAUUCCCUGAUCACGAAGCACGAGUGGGUAAACUGGCGCACGAGAUCGGCUUUGAACAUGUGAGUCUGAGCCAUGAAUUGAUGCCCAUGAUCAAGCUGGUGCCGCGAGCAACGUCGGCCUGUGCAGAUGCAUACCUCACACCGGCCAUCAGGAAAUACAUUUCCGGGUUCCAAGCUGGCUUUGAAGGAGGUCUGGGAACAGAAAGUGUCAGGAAAGAACAAGGUGUUAAAGGCGCCAGAUGUGAAUUCAUGCAAUCCGAUGGAGGAUUAGUGGAUGUUGACAAGUUCUCCGGCUUGCGGGCCAUCCUGUCCGGUCCCGCCGGUGGUGUUGUCGGCUAUGCGUUGACCUCCUACGACCCAGAGACCAAAAUACCGGUCAUUGGAUUCGAUAUGGGUGGCACCAGCACAGACGUCAGCAGAUAUGGUUCCGGCCGAUAUGAGCAUGUCUUUGAAACCACCACUGCCGGUGUGACAAUUCAGUCUCCUCAACUCGACAUCAACACGGUCGCAGCGGGUGGUGGAUCUCGACUCUUCUUCAGAAACGGUCUCUUCGUGGUGGGACCUGAAUCAGCGGGCGCACAUCCCGGACCUGCAUGCUAUAGGAAGGGUGGUCCACUGACUGUCACGGACGCCAAUCUCUUCCUGGGUCGACUCCUCCCAGACUUCUUCCCGAAGAUCUUUGGCAAGAAUGAAGAUGAAGGACUAGACCCAGAAGCCAGCAAGAGGCUUUUCGAAGAACUCACCAAUGAGAUCAACAGCAAGACAGAUAAAACCAUGUCUGCGGACGAAGUCGCUUACGGAUUCAUCAAGAUCGCCAACGAGACUAUGACGAGACCGAUCCGAUCACUAACGGAAGCGAAAGGACACGAUACCUCUCAACAUCGCCUCGCCACGUUUGGCGGAGCGGGCGGCCAACAUGCCGUCGCCAUCGCCGAGUCUCUGGGGAUCAGGCAGAUCCUGGUCCACAGAUACUCAUCUGUACUCUCGGCAUACGGCAUGGCCCUGGCCGACGUCGUGGACGAAAGCCAAGUUCCCGAAUCUCAAGUGUGGGACAUGAAAGGCGGCUCUCGCGACGGGUUGAAAUCCAAAAUGAACGACCUCAAAGAACGAUGUCGACAACGGUUGAAAGACCAAGGCUUCCCCGACGACUCGAUCGAGUACGAAGAGUACCUGAACAUGCGGUACCGAGGCACCGAAUCAGCCCUGAUGGUGAUCAAGCCGAGCGAAGAAGAUGCGAAGGAGCACUUUGAGGGUGAUGACUGGGCAUUCGGAGCAGCAUUCGUCAGACAGCACGAGCAGGAAUUCGGCUUCACGUUACCGGACCGCGAUAUCAUUGUCGACGACGUCCGAGUGCGCGGAAUUGGCAAGUCGUUCCGCGGCAUGCCCAAGACGGCAGACCAGCAGCUGAAAGAGAUCAAACCGCAAGAUGUGGCCGAAGACAAGGCCUACACGACCGCGCACGUCUACUUCGAAGGCGGCCGCAAGGAUACCAAAAUCUACAGACUCGAAGAUCUCGAUGUGGGCACGCGCGUGCUCGGCCCCGCUAUCAUUGCCGACGGCACGCAGACCAUCAUUGUGACGCCAGGGGCGUCAGCAAUUAUCAUUGAGACACACGUAGUCAUCAACAUUGGCGAAGAAGGAACGACGAAGAAAGCCAAUACCCACGACGUCGACCCAAUUUUGCUCUCGAUCUUCGCGCACCGGUUCAUGGCGAUCGCAGAGCAAAUGGGUCGCGCGCUACAGAAGACAUCGGUAUCGACCAACGUCAAAGAACGCCUCGACUACUCGUGCGCCCUCUUCGACUCCGCCGGCGGCCUGGUUGCCAAUGCACCCCAUCUUCCCGUGCACCUCGGCAGCAUGUCGACGUGCGUACGCACACAGGCAGAGAUCUGGAAAGGAAAGCUGAAAAAGGGCGAUGUUAUCGUGUCCAAUCACCCGGAAUACGGCGGUACGCAUCUCCCUGACAUCACGGUGGUGACGCCGGCAUUCUCGCCUUCAGGAGACAUUAUCUUCUAUGUGGCCUCGCGCGCACACCAUGCUGAUAUCGGUGGGAUCCUGCCUGGAUCUAUGCCGCCGCACUCGCGCGAGUUGUUCCAGGAAGGCGCGGCAAUUAAGUCCGAGAAGCUGGUGUCGGAAGGCAAAUUCGAUGAGAAGCGCAUCACGGAGCUGCUCUACGACGAGCCUGCACAAUACCCGGAAUGCAGCGGCACGAGGUGUCUGGCGGAUAAUCUGAAUGACUUAAAGGCGCAGGUCGCGGCGAACCAGAAGGGUAUUAACUUGAUCAGUGCCCUGAUUGAGGAUUAUGGUGAGGACGUGGUGCAAUUUUACAUGCACAAUAUCCAAGAUAAUGCAGAGCGGUCGGUGCGUGAGCUCCUGAAAGGCGUGAGUAAACGGUUUGAAGGUAAGGAUCUUCAGGCUACCGACUACAUGGACGACGGCAGCCCGAUAUGUUUGCGCAUCACCAUCGACGCCGAGAAGGGCGAGGCUUUGUUUGACUUUGACGGCACCGGCCCCGAGGUGUAUGGGAAUAUCAACGCGCCAGAGGCGGUGACGUACUCUGCCAUCAUUUACUGUCUGAGGUGUUUGAUUGACCAAGACAUCCCAUUGAAUCAGGGAUGCUUGAAGCCAGUUGACGUACGCAUUCCGCCGGGCAGUUUUCUCAGCCCCAGCGAAAAGGCCGCUGUGGUCGGAGGCAAUGUGUUGACCAGCCAGCGCGUGACCGACGUUGUGUUUAAAUGCUUCGAAGCUUGUGCCGCAAGUCAAGGCGAUUGCAACAAUUUGACGUUUGGCUUUGGCGGAAACUCGAAAGGCGGCUCGGAACAGAAAGGUUUUGGAUAUUAUGAGACCAUUGCUGGUGGGAGCGGUGCCGGAAAGGAUUGGGAGGGCACCAGUGGCGUUCAUACUCAUAUGACCAAUACUAGGAUUACCGACGCCGAAGUGUUCGAAAGGCGAUAUCCUGUGAUCCUGAGAGAGUUCAGUCUGAGAGCAGGAAGCGGUGGAGUGGGACAACAUAAAGGAGGUGAUGGUGUCAUUCGAGACAUUGAGUUCCGGAUUCCCGUGCAGGUCAGUAUCCUAAGCGAGCGGAGAGUAUAUCGACCAUACGGUCUGCAUGGUGGAGGCGAUGCUCAAUGCGGGAAGAAUAUCUGGGUAAGAAAGACCAAAAAGGUGAAAAGCAAAGGAUCCGGUGGCGAGCACGAAGGUAAGCGGAGAGAACGUGGGGAGGACAAUGAGUUUGAGGAAAGGUAUAUUAGCAUGGGUGCGAAGAACACGGCUAGGAUGCAACCUGGUGAGAGGAUCAUUGUGAUGACACCGGGAGGUGGUGGUUAUGGUAAGGUGGGCGAGAAGUCUCAAAUCGAGUUGAGGGAAGAUUAUGAGAAGCACUGGAAGAAAGGUAGUUUGGCCUCCAGGUUGGCUGAAUGGGAGAGCAGCUCUUGA